UGGCGAACGGCGAUUGGACGACCUGGGAAGAGGCUGGUUCCAGACCUCAGUUCCUUGGGCCCAUGGCUGCGCCGGACCUACGAGCGGAGUUGGACUCGCUGCUUCUGCAGCUGUUCCAGGACCUGGAAGAACUGGAGGCGAAGCGGGCGGCACUGAACGCUCGGGUGGAGGAGGGCUGGCUCUCGCUUUCCAAAGCUCGCUACUCUAUGGGUGCCAAAUCGGUAGGUCCCCUGCAGUAUGCCUCUCUCAUGGAGCCCCAGGUCUGCGUCUACACCAGCGAGGCCCAGGACGGACUCCAGAGGUUUUGGCUGGUGAGAGCCAGCGCCCAGACUCCAGAGGAGGUGGGGCCCCGAGAGGCAGUCUUUCUUUACCCAGCUUUGCGAAGACGCAAGGGUCUCACCAGAACCCCAGAGCCAGAGUCCUUCCCAGCCCUCCGGGACCCUCUGAACUGGUUUGGAAUCCUGGUUCCUCACAGUCUACGGCAGGCCCAAGCCAGCUUCCGGGAGGGCCUGCAGCUGGCUGCAGACAUGGCCACCCUUCAGAUCCGCAUUGACUGGGGUCGAAGCCAGCUCCGGGGGCUCCAGGAAAAACUCAAGCAGCUGGAGCCUGAGUCUGCUUGACCUGUGACCAGAGACAGAGGAGUGAGCGCAGCUGUUCCUUCAUGUGGCUGGCUACCUUAUCUCAGGCCUUCCUCCUUCACAGAUUGCCCCUGCCCCUAUUCCCAGCUAAUCCCUACUACUUAAAAUUCCUCUGGUUUGCAUGUUUUCAGCUUUGUUAGAUGUGAAAGUUUGAAGAGGCAAACUCAGUAAUGUUGAAAGUCACUACUGUGAAACCACUUCUAGGCUUGUAUUCUCCUAGGACACAGUCAUGUGGGGCAGAGGGCAAAGUUGUUAGGUUAGUUCAUAUUAGUAAAUAACCAGAACAUCCUCGUGGAUAUAUCAGCUGCAGUUUCUUUACAAGAUGCAAUACUAUCCAGCUAGUGGCAGGGAAGGGCAAAAAAUAGGUGCUUCAGUUUCACUAGAUUCUCAAAACUGAUUUUGAUGUAGGAAAAAAAACCAAACAUGGAUAACAGAUCAGGACAGCAUGAUUCCAUGUCAAUAAAAAACACAAACACCUGAGUAGAUAGGCAGUCCUUGACAGGUUUUAAGCCAGAAAGUAAAAAAGAUUUGACUUAGAUUUUCAAGGGAACUCUAGGAAGGGAACUCCAGGAAAAGACCUUUCAGAUUUUUAAAAACCUCCUCUAUCUUUACAGGAGUGAGACCAACCCUCUUUUAAUUUUUGAAGGUCCAGUUGUAUUUCCUGUGAUGGGAACUGUGUCCAUGCUUCAUUUUCCUGCUGGGUUGUUGGUAUUUUUAGCAGUUUCCAGGAGGUAAUCUUUAUGUUUGGGGAAAAUUAAUCCUUUGUUCAUAUAUGAAAUAUAAAUAUUUUUCCCAAUUUGUCUUUUAACUUUCCAUAUGGUGUUUUUUUUAAGCCUUUAUUAUAAAAUAAAACAAAUUAAACUGCACAAAAUAA
This is a messenger RNA of Acinonyx jubatus (cheetah), 1512 nucleotides long. RefSeq names its product coiled-coil domain containing 115 (gene VMA22). Bases 63 to 620 code for a protein of 185 amino acids. Gene Ontology annotation, cellular component: extrinsic component of endoplasmic reticulum membrane. The transcript is spliced from 5 exons. Gene Ontology annotation, biological process: vacuolar proton-transporting V-type ATPase complex assembly. NCBI's taxonomy places the organism in Eukaryota, Metazoa, Chordata, Mammalia, Carnivora, Felidae. The record is from RefSeq and is a predicted model, not a curated record.